GCUUGCAUAUUACUUGUUACUAUUUUGAGACUCUCUCUCUAUAUAUAUAUUUAGAUUGGAAUUCUGUAACAUGCGCAGCGAUUUGCCAUUGUCGGCAAAUAAAUUACCCUUCUUUUCUCCCUCUCUUUCUUCCGCAAGGGAGCCACACAGCCUCCAGGGUCUCAUUGUGAAGUUCUGCUGAUCGAGGCAAACGAAUGGCGAAAAUCCCCAUUUUCUUUGUGGGGCUUCUGCUCCUUCGGUGUUGGUUCGCCUUGGCAGAGACGGAGCAUGCCAAGUAUAAAGAUCCAAAACAGCCAUUGAAUGUUCGGAUCAGGGAUCUCAUGAACAGGAUGACUCUGGAAGAAAAAAUAGGACAAAUGACGCAGAUUGAUCGCAGUGUCGCUUCUUAUGAGGUCAUGAACAAGUAUUUCAUCGGGAGCGUGCUAAGUGGAGGAGGAAGCGUGCCGAAGAAGAAGGCUUCAGCAGAGGAUUGGAUAAACAUGGUGAAUGAGUUUCAGAAGGGAGCUUUAGACACCAGGCUGGGAAUUCCAAUGAUUUAUGGGAUUGAUGCUGUUCAUGGCCAUAACAAUGUUUACGAGGCCACCAUUUUCCCUCACAACGUCGGCCUAGGAGCCACCAGGGACCCUGAACUUGUUAAAAAGAUUGGUGCUGCAACUGCUCUUGAAGUUAGGGCCACAGGAAUUCCCUAUGUCUUUGCACCUUGUAUUGCGGUCUGUAGAGAUCCAAGAUGGGGUCGAUGUUAUGAAAGCUACGGUGAAGAUCCUAAAUUAGUUCAGGCUAUGACUGAGCUUAUUCCAGGACUGCAAGGUAACAUGGCUCCUAACGAACGCAAGGGUGUUCCGUUCGUCGCUGGCAAAAAGAAUGUGGCUGCUUGUGCUAAGCAUUAUGUGGGUGAUGGUGGAACGACAGAAGGAAUCAAUGAGAACAAUACGGUCAUAAGCAGGCAUGGACUGCUUAGCCUUCACAUGGCAGGCUAUUAUACCUCAAUUAUUAAGGGCGUCUCAACUGUCAUGGUCUCUUACUCAAGCUGGAAUGGGGUAAAGAUGCAUGCUAAUCGUGACUUGGUCACUGGCUUUCUCAAGAACACUCUUCGUUUCAGGGGAUUUGUCAUUUCAGAUUGGCAGGGAAUUGACAGGAUUACAUCGCCACCUCAUGCUAACUACUCGUAUUCAAUUCAAGCUGGAAUCUCUGCUGGUAUUGACAUGAUAAUGGUUCCCUAUAACUACACAGAAUUCAUAGAUGGACUAACGUCACGGGUGAAGAAUAAAAUCAUACCCAUGAGCCGAAUUGACGAUGCUGUGAAGAGAAUAUUGCGGGUCAAGUUUAUAAUGGGCCUUUUUGAAAACCCAUUGGCUGAUCAAAGCCUUGUUAGCGAGCUUGGGAGUCAGAAGCAUAGAGCAUUGGCUAGAGAAGCCGUGAGAAAAUCACUAGUCCUAUUAAAGAACGGUGAAUCUGCAGAUAAGCCUUUGCUACCUCUUCCUAAAAAGACUAAAAAGAUACUUGUGGCUGGAAGCCAUGCAGAUAAUCUAGGUUAUCAAUGUGGUGGGUGGACCAUUGAGUGGCAAGGCCUUAGUGGCAACAAUCUCACCAGUGGAACCACAAUUCUGUCCGCCAUAAAAAGCACUGCGGACCCGAGUACCGAGGUAGUGUACAAGGAGAACCCAGAUGCAGACUUCGUGAAGUCUAAUGAUUUUUCAUAUGCCAUAGUAGUGGUGGGAGAGCAUCCAUAUGCAGAAACUGCAGGGGAUAGCCUGAAUUUGACAAUCCCUGAGCCAGGUCUAAGCACAAUAUAUAGCGUUUGUGGAGCCGUGAAAUGUGUUGUUGUUGUGAUUUCUGGUCGGCCUGUUGUUAUCCAACCAUAUCUGGAAUCCAUAGAUGCUCUAGUUGCUGCGUGGCUUCCAGGGUCAGAAGGUCAAGGUGUGGCGGAUGUGUUGUUCGGUGACUAUGGUUUCCGUGGGAAGCUUCCUCGGACAUGGUUCAAGACUGUUGAUCAGUUGCCAAUGAAUGUCGGAGAUGCUCAUUACGACCCACUCUUCCCUUUUGGAUUUGGGCUUACCACCAAACCCAACAAGGCCUCUUAGGCAUUCAACUCUUAGACAGAAAAAGUGAAGGAAAUGCUAUUGUUGGGUUAUAUUUGUUGUUAAUUAGCAAAUUAUUUUUUAUCACAACUAGUAGUAUUGAUGUGAUGCACAGGUCUUGUAUUAUAAUUUUUAUAAAUAAGUGUUGAUUUUAUGAAAAGAUAUUUCCUGAAAGAAUUACGUGUA
Messenger RNA from Prosopis cineraria, 2264 nucleotides. RefSeq lists its product as uncharacterized. The record is from RefSeq and is a predicted model, not a curated record. Gene Ontology annotation, molecular function: beta-glucosidase activity. NCBI's taxonomy places the organism in Eukaryota, Viridiplantae, Streptophyta, Magnoliopsida, Fabales, Fabaceae. The coding region runs from base 195 to 2081 and encodes 628 amino acids. Gene Ontology annotation, biological process: glucan catabolic process. The transcript is spliced from 10 exons.